AUGGAAGGAGAGACAAGAAACGAGGACCUUAUAGAUGAAUAUGCGAUGAGCUACGCUGUUAACGUGCCUCUGAGGCAAUCACUCUUGCUAAGAUCUGUCAGCAUCGUGCAUUUUACGCGCAUCGCAUGGCAGUACAUGCUCAGCACUGAACAGGGCAAAGAAGGAAACAAACCAGAGAAAGGUCAAGGUCAAAGGGUAGUGUUAGACCUGGUAAACCAUUUAUCUACAGGAUAUGGGAUAACUACUGAUAACUUUUUUACCAGUAUUGAGUUGGCCAAUAAGCUCUUAGAUAAAAACAUUACCUUGUGUGGAACACUGCGUAAAAAUAAACCUUAUAUUCCAAAAGAACUACUUCCAGCAAAAUACAAGAAAGAUUUUUCAAGCAUAUGCCUCCAAAAAAAAAGAAAGCAAUGGAUUGCAGAAGCGAUGAAGAGGGCAGUAGAAGCAGUUAAGAACAAGGAAAUGGGAACUCUCAAGGCGUCUAAAGCAUUUGGCGUGCCCAAAAGCACACUGAUUGAUUAUGUAAUAAGUAAGAAACCGGUUGAUACAUUACUUGCUAUCAAAUUAGACAGAAAACCUGCUUUAACAAAUGAACUUGAAGAAGCACUAGUUGAGUAUGCUCUCGAAAUGAAAAGAAGGUAUUUUGGUCUCCGAGCGUCAGAUGUAAGAAGACUAGCAUUUCAGCUGGCGAUACGUAAUGGGCUUAAGCAUCCUUUUUCUUGCCGAAGUGCCGCUGCUGGAAAAAAAUGGUUGAAAUCGUUCAUGUCAAGACACCCAAAAUUGUCUUUCCGAAAACCACAGGGAAUUUCUGCAGCCCGUGUUAAGGGUUUUACAAAAGAGAAUGUUCAAGCAUUUUUCAACUUCCUUGGUGGCGUUUUACCAAAAGUUGGCUUUAAUCCAGCAGCAAUCUAUAAUGUUGAUGAGACUGGUAUUACGACAGUACAACACAAACAUGCCAAAGUGAUAAGUUUGAAAGGAAAAAGGCAAGUUGCAGCUUUAACUGCUUCGGAACGAGGUGCUUUAGUAACUAUUGUAACGUGUAUGAACGCUGUCGGUCGUUACAUACCACCAAUGUUGGUGCUUCCCCUCAAAAAUAUGAAGCCUGAGCUUCUAAAUGGAGCUCCCCCUGGGUCCGUUGCCAGAUGUCAUCCAUCGGGAUGGAUUCAGCAAGACAUUUUUACAGACUGGCUGAGGCACUUUAUUUUACAUGUAAAACCUAGCGAACCCAAACAAGUUGUCUUGAUAUUAGAUGGACACUAUUCUCAUUCAAGGAAUAUUGAUGUUAUCAACAUUGCCAGAGAUAAUUUCGUCCAUAUUAUCUGCCUACCUCCCCAUUCUACAAAUAAGUUACAACCACUCGAUGUCUCCUUUAUGUCACCUUUCAAAACUUAUUAUGCUGCUGAAAUUGAAACAUGGCUUAGAGCAAAUCCAGGGAGAGUUGUAACUUCCUAUAAAAUUUCAGAACUAAUGGGAAGAGCCUAUUUAAGAGCAGCGAGUUGUGAAAUUGCAGUGAAUGGUUUUAGAAAAUGUGGAAUAUUUCCAUUCCAACCGACAAUUUUCCGAGAUGACGAAUUUGCCAUCCAUUCUUCAAAUGAAAAACAAUCAGUCGAAGGAGAUAAUGACGAAAAUCAGAUUGCUGUGGAUCCUGCUGUUGCUGAAAACUUAAGAAAAGAAAGAGAAACUACACCACCCAUUUCGACACCUAAGCUCGUUGUACCUCAGGAUAUUUGUCCUAUACCUAGCCUAAAGACAAAAUAUCAGUCUCCAAGGCCAGGUUUUUCGGGUGAAGCUUCUAAAAAAGGAGGUAAACGUUGUUCAACAGCUAUCCUCACUUCUACGCCUUAUAAGACAGAUUUAGAAGAGAGCUUGAAAAAAAGAAAAAAGAUCACACCGAAAAAAGUUAGCCUGAAUCAAAAUAAAUCAAAACUAAAAAACGAGAUGGAAAAAGUUAACAAUAAAAAAUCGAUCCCAAAAGGAAAAAAAGGAAGAAAGAGGAAGAUAAGCUCAUCUAGCAGUUCUGAUAGUGAUGAAAUUCAAUUGGUAGACACGGAUGACAACAUGGAGCAAGAUGACGUCGAUGUGGAAUGCUUUUAUUGUUCCAACUGGUUCUCUGAAGAUAUUUCUGGAUCCAAGUGGGUCCAAUGCAUGAAGUGUCUGCGUUGGUGUCACGAAGAUUGCUCAGAUAUAGGCAAGGAGAAAUCAUUUAUUUGUGAAUUAUUUUUAGAUGGAUAA
Messenger RNA from Acanthoscelides obtectus, 2232 nucleotides. The record is from the annotation of a GenBank genome assembly. Lineage: Eukaryota; Metazoa; Arthropoda; Insecta; Coleoptera; Chrysomelidae.